Anopheles stephensi (Asian malaria mosquito) is the source of this 953-nucleotide messenger RNA. RefSeq lists its product as uncharacterized. Gene Ontology annotation, molecular function: DNA binding. The transcript has 3 exons. Gene Ontology annotation, biological process: regulation of DNA-templated transcription. The record is from RefSeq and is a predicted model, not a curated record. Bases 253 to 798 code for a protein of 181 amino acids. NCBI's taxonomy places the organism in Eukaryota, Metazoa, Arthropoda, Insecta, Diptera, Culicidae.
AAAUGGCAGCAUUCGCACAGGUAGUGAAAAAUUCAAACCAGCCAUACCAGGCAAAAAAGUGUUUUUGUGCGGAUGCUUGACUAUUGUUUACCAUUUCUCUCCGUAAAUCGUAUCACAAUAUUGAUCUUCCCGUGGACGGCGAGCAUUUUUUCAUUUGGAAUCAGCAUACAGGACAAUUCACGAUACGCAUUUCAACGACGCACCCCUUCUGCCCAUACGAUUCAUAAUAUUUUAUACUGCGCAGUAUAAACCAUGAGUGCCAACGAAAGCACCGCGCAAGCGCCACAACCUAAGCCAAAGCGUAAGCUGAAAACUACGAGCGAUGUCGAUAGGGAACGUAUUGUGACGGCGUACGAAAACGGUGCCACACCAGCUACCAUCGGCCAGAUACUUAACAUACGAGUAUCGACAGUUUACGGUAUCAUUAAGCGAUACCAAACCUCAUGGCAGAUUGAGGCUAAAAAGCGAGGUGGCAACCACCCAAAGGCACUGUCCCCGGAAGCGAUAGAAAGCAUUCGCGGUUGGUUUGAGGCAGACAGGACAGUAACGCUCCGGGUGUUGGGAGAAAAGUUGCACGAGAAGCACGGUUUGCGCGUAAGCAGCACGACUAUAGGGCGGGAAGUUAAGGAACUGAAAGCAGUGUCCGCACCGGAAAAGUCAACCAAAGCAAAGGCCAAACCGUCCAAAACUGACGGUAAUUCACGGAAAACGGAAAAAGUAAAGAGUAAAGCACAAAAACCUUCAGGAAAUUCAGCAACCAACGACGAAAAAUCUAUUCUGAAACCCAGUAACAAAUAGUAAUAAUUACUGAUUGCAUGAGAGAAAUUAAUCAUCAACGCGGAAAGACAUAACUUAUAACAUUUACUCCUUAAGCACGAAAAAUACGCAGGAAAAUUUGAAACAAAAAAACUGAAUAAAACAAAAGUAUAAUCGUAAUAUGGUUAAAUCAAAAA